AUGCUGGACGAACGCGCGUCUGGCAACGGCUUGGUGGCCUUCGCCAUCGUGUACCUUACAUUUUUCCUUGACAAUGUUCUGCUUACAGUACUUGUUCCUAUAAUUCCGGAUUGGGUCCGCGGUGAGUCAUUGGCGCUUUGGGCCACGCAUGAUGCACCGCUAGUGAAGUUACUGAACACUACAGUGCAUCAAAUUACCGACGCUGACGAAGAUGAAGGUGUGGGCGGAUCGCAAGCAGUGGUUGGUGCUGUACUGGGUGCGAAGGCAGCAGCACAAUUGCUAAUGGCACCAAUGGCCGCCAAUGCUGUUUCUCGUCGUGGCCCAGCCCCCGUGCUUCGAACAGGCACAGUUCUGCUGGCUGUAGCUGCAGCAGUAUUUGCGUGGUGUGCGCGAAGCAGUACUGGCGUCUUGGGGGCUGGCCUGGGUCGGAUCAUACACGGCACAGGGUCAGCGUUGGCUGGUGUAGCUGGGCUUGCGCUUGCUGCAGCUCUACCUCCUCCGCGCCGUGACCGUGCCGUGGCUGUGCUGCUUGGGGCUGUUGCACUAGGAGUUUUAGUUGGAUACCCGUUUGGUGGCUCGGCGUACUCUCUUUGGAGCUCUGCAGCGCCUUUUCAACUCGUUUGCGUGGCUCUAAUUGUGAACCUUGGGUUACAAUAUUUCUUCUUACGCGAAGACAGUUAUCAAAUUCAAUUAAAUCAAGAUAACAAUAAUGACAAUUUAAACUACGCGAAACCGGAAUCAAUAUGGCGGGUGGCUCGUCGCGGCGCUGCGGCAGAAUGCGCGGGAGCCGUGCUAUUCACCACCAGCAUUAUGGCAGCCUUGGAACCAUGCCUACCAUUGUGGAUGCUAAAGAAAUUCCACCCGAAGCGAUGGCAAACAGGAGCCGCCUUUUUACCAGACAGUCUGGGAUACUUGAUAGCUACAAGUUCAUUGGGUGGGGUUACGAAGUGUGUCGGUGUUGAGAGAGUGGCGUUGGUGGGUCAGGUCUCCGUUGGGUUGGCGGCUUUAGCUGUCCCUUACGCCAGAUCAGCGUGGGGGCUGGCGCUGCCGCAGCUGUGGCUGGGCGCGGGGCUGGGCGCCACGGACGCGGCGCUGGCGCCCGCGCUGCUGGCGCGCCGGCCGCGCCGCCUGCCGCAGCUCGCCGCGCUGCUGCAGGCCGCCGCCAGCGCUGCCUACGCUGUAGGUCCAGUGGUGGGUGGAGUGCUGUCGUGGGCAGUGGGCUUUGAAACUGCGCUCCGGACCCUCGGCGUUGCUAAUCUACUCUACGCGAUGUUACUCUAUCGAGCGCUUCUAGCUCAUCCUCUCUCUCCGCAGUGGGGCGCGGGGACUCCCACCGAUGACGACAGCGACGUGGACGGCGCUGAAUUAACACCGCUUCGCUAA
Molecule: messenger RNA, 1383 nt
Organism: Parnassius mnemosyne (clouded apollo)
Lineage: Eukaryota; Metazoa; Arthropoda; Insecta; Lepidoptera; Papilionidae
Source: the annotation of a GenBank genome assembly